ACAGUCUUGUUUUUACCGGUUACGUUAACGGUUCAGCGUGCGUCGGAGUCGCAAGCGCAGUUAUCACAAACAGCAGCAGCAGCAGCAGCAGCAGCAGCCGCAGCCGCAACCGAAGCCGCAGUCGCACUAUUAGCAGCGGCAUAUUUUCUUUAUCCAGCAACUAAUUCACACAAUUUGAAACGCACUUGUGGUGUUGCAAGCUGUAACUAACAGAUCGGUCAUUUGCCAUUGUUUGUUCUACCUUAUAACGGUACUAAAUUCGUUGUCCAGUGCAAGUUGCAUGUGUGCGUGGUGUAAACAAAGUUUUGAUAAGAAAUGAGUGAACGACAGUAUGCUCCGAUAAAGCAGACUAUAACAGUGGCAACUUAAACAGCCAUGAAUAUACAGUGAUAUGUGCACCUACCAGAAGUAGAUGAGCAACACCUGUGCAAAAGUAAACAGAAGGUGAAAACGUUUGCAGUGUAAAUAGAAAAUAGUAUAAAUACCAACAAAAUUUUGACCACUGCUUCGGUCGCAAACACAAUUGGAUAAAUGAUUAUUGCAAAAUUACGGCAAACUAAAUUCUUAUCACAACUUGCUCGCUUUACUCUGCAGUGCAAACGCUCCGCUUAGUUUGUUGUUGUUUGUCGGCAUUCGGCAGUCGGCAUCCACUGUGUAAAGUCUUCGUCUUAUUGAUGUGUGAGUGUGCCUCAGUGUGUUCGUGUGCAAACAAGUUUUGCGCAAAAGUGCGUCAAAGUAACAAGUGCUGCAGCAGCAACCUCAGCAACAGCAGUAACAACUCCAACCUCAACAACAACAUCAAGAGCUCUAAGCGACUGCAGCGGAACACCUCUAUAAAAAUUAUUUUGAGAAGUUUGCUCCAGUAAAUUCAAUAAAAAUUAAAAGUGUCUAAAAGUGCUAAAAUAUAGAAAAUCAAAUACAUAAAACUAAAAUAGAAUCGAAAUAUUAAGUGUAUUUUUUAGCUGCAUAUUAUAUUCGUGUGUGUUUGCUAUGAUGCAGUCUAGUGUAACUCAAGUAAAAGCCAAGGAAAUUGCUCACUAGCAAUACCUUUAAAUUGUUUACAAAGUAUUAAAUCAAAAUCAUAAAAAUCUAUAUGUGUAGCAUUGAGUGUGAAUCAAAAAAGUCUAUAACAAUUUGCUGUUGUUCAUAGCUAACAACAACCGCAAACUUAGGGAUCACUAUAGUUUUUUUUAGCCCUGAAAGAAAUAACAGGACGGCUUCAUCACGGAGUCUUUAGAGUUUUUUUCUAUUGAGGACGACGAUCUCGAGAUGGAUAUACUACCGAGCGGAAAUAUAUUCAACGAACUGGAGCGCAUAUGCACAACUGGCUAUUUUUCAUCACAGCCGUCGAUUGAGGAUCAAUGGCAACAGACUUGCUAUGAACUGGAGCGCUACUUGCGCGACGAGCCGAAGCAUCAGAGCUACAAAAAGAUACACACAGAUCUCGAUUCAGCCUGGGACAUAUUUUCAACACCGGCGCGCUUGUUGGAGGAGCUUAAAAUAAAAGAGAGUCUGGACACGAUAUCGACUACCUCAUCCGUGUCUUCCAACUGUUCAGGCAUAUCGUGGGAUAGCAAUGGGUCACAGGCCCUCAGCUGUGCGGUGCUGGUUAAGCAGGAGCGCAUUGACGAGGACGACGAGGAAGCGGCACAUGUAUUAUCUUGCAAUGAGAAACUGGACGUGCUGUUUGCUGCGCCACCCUCAGCCAUAUCGCCCAAUCCUAGUAUCUGCAGCGCCGGCAACAUGACGCCCACCAGUAAUAGCAACUGCACCGUCAGCAGCAGCGCCGUGAGCAUAAGCAGCAGCAAUUCUCACUGCAACACUAUUACCCUGAGCUCUAGUAACAGUAGUGCGCCGGCUAUUAAGGUUCGAGUGGUGCAGGCUAAAUCGCAGCGGCAUUAUCAUCUGGGUCAAGGUCCCGUGCACGACUUUCUGCUUCCCCCUCUAACGCCGCCCUCAUCUCCUGAGUCGAACCUACGCAGUCAUAAUUAUGCACAGCCGCCACAGCAGCGCCCGCAGCAAAUCGACGCCAAUGAGUUGGCCGCGAUCCUCAAGCAGCAGCAGCAGCAACGACAGCAGACUUCAGCCGCAGCAGCAGCAGCAGCAGCAAAUUCCACACCCGCGUCCGCCAUUCUGCACUUCAGCAGCCAAUCGCCCGGUGCCAAGAACUCCUCAUUGUCGCAAGCCACAACGUUGCAGCUGCAACAGCAGCAGCAACAGUUGGCAGUGCAACACUUAAGCAUAUCGCCGCAGGUACUAAACAAUACUAGUAGUAGCAGUUCAGCAAGCAGUAUCAGCAGUAAUAACAACAGCAGUAGCAACAGCAGCAGUAACGUUGAUCAGUCGUCGAACAACCACAACAACAUUCCGCGCAGUACAAUCGUGCGGCUGACCACAGCCAAUGGAACACCUGGAGCCGCCGGCAUCAGUCUAGCACGUGUCAUACAAAUGCAAAACAAUGGCAAUGCUAAUGUUGCUGCCGUGCUUAGCGCCGCAGCCAACAACACUAACAGCAACAAUAACAACAGCAGUACCAAUCUUGGCACUGCCGCAUCCAUGCAACAGCAAUCGGCUGCAGCUUCACAGCAACAGCAACAGCAGACGCCACAAAUUGUUGCCGUGGUCACAUCGCUGUCUGAAAAAUCAACAACUGCUUCUACCAAAAAUCACCACCCGCGCCAGCAUCACAUCGAUCACAGUCCGGACGCCAAACGUCGGAUACACAAGUGCCAAUUUCUGGGCUGCAAAAAGGUCUACACAAAAAGCUCACAUCUGAAGGCCCACCAAAGAACCCAUACAGGUGAGAAGCCGUACAAGUGCUCCUGGGAUGGCUGCGAAUGGCGUUUCGCUAGAAGCGAUGAGCUAACUCGACAUUAUCGGAAGCACACUGGAGCCAAACCUUUUAAAUGUCGCAAUUGUGAUCGUUGCUUUUCGCGCUCCGAUCACCUGGCCCUCCACAUGAAGCGCCAUAUGUAAAGAGAGAUCUAAGUAGAAAGUGAGCAUUACAGCAACUGUGUGCCAUCACAAGCAGAAAGCGAUGAAUGAUAGUGUUGAAGCGCUAAUUAAUGAAAAUCACACAUCACACAAGCACAAGCAAUAAUUAAAAAAAAAAAAAAAAAAAAAAAAA
This is a messenger RNA of Drosophila mojavensis, 3127 nucleotides long. RefSeq names its product Krueppel-like factor luna. NCBI's taxonomy places the organism in Eukaryota, Metazoa, Arthropoda, Insecta, Diptera, Drosophilidae. The record is from RefSeq and is a predicted model, not a curated record. The transcript has 5 exons. Gene Ontology annotation, biological process: regulation of transcription by RNA polymerase II. Gene Ontology annotation, molecular function: RNA polymerase II cis-regulatory region sequence-specific DNA binding; DNA-binding transcription factor activity, RNA polymerase II-specific. Bases 1270 to 2976 code for a protein of 568 amino acids.